Messenger RNA from Plasmodium vivax (malaria parasite P. vivax), 3691 nucleotides. RefSeq names its product 5'-3' exoribonuclease, putative. The coding region runs from base 764 to 3691 and encodes 975 amino acids. Gene Ontology annotation, biological process: nuclear-transcribed mRNA catabolic process. Lineage: Eukaryota; Apicomplexa; Aconoidasida; Haemosporida; Plasmodiidae. Gene Ontology annotation, molecular function: RNA binding; 5'-3' RNA exonuclease activity. Gene Ontology annotation, cellular component: nucleus. The transcript has a single exon. The record is from RefSeq and is a predicted model, not a curated record.
GGCAACGCGGCAGGUAAUGUGGUAGCCUAACCCGGAACGCCUCAUAGGGCUAUUUUCACCCACCUGUGGGGGCACUCCCAUUUAGGCCGAAUACCCAAUUGUGCAUGCGCUUCGCCUUUUGGUGUCUUCCCAAUGAGUUGGUAACUUCUUAGGGCUACUCGUAUCGAUCCCUUUUAGGGACCCUUUUAAAGGUGUGUCCAAAUGUGCACCUUCUUUGUAGUGGAGGGUAAGCGGUGAGGGAGGAACGGGCGUGGCUCUCCAGGAAAGUUUUCCCCCCACAGCGUGCGAUUUGCUCCACCCCUAAUGGGUUGCGCACAAACUGGCAGGUUAAUCCCCACAUGUGAAAUGAGAGAGUGCCUCUCCAGUGGGCACUGUCGUUUAGAGGGUUCACUCCAAGGGGGUAGGAGAAUCCCCCCAAAAGGGGAAUUAACAAACCGGCGUUGACAUGUCAUGGUAAGAUGGCUGCAUCCCCCGCGGAGGGGAGCGGCAAACGUGGUGACGACAACAUGGUGGUGUUUCCCCAAUGUGGUGGAAAAAAAAAAAAAACGCCGCUCCCCGUUGCGCACCUGCAUUGUGGUGGUGGUGGUCGCCACGAGGAAAGCACUUCCCUGCCAAAGGAAGGAAAACCAUUCCUCCCAUGUUGACAGUGACAACCGUGGGUAGCCACUUCCGUGCGUGUUAUGGGUAUACGCGUAUGUAUAGGUGAACCAAGUGGAGCAACUCUAUGGGCGCUCCUGGCACAACGGCAGCCUCCUAAUAUGACAUGCCCAGGCAUCUGCUGAUCAAAGGCGCAGUGCUCCUGGCGGCACUGGCCUGGCUGAGCAGCGCGGGCAUACCCGGGCUGCACAAAUGGGUGAUCCAGAACUUCCCCAGUUGCGUGAAGGUAGUGGAGAGGAACAGCCUGCUGGACGUGACGCACUUGGGGGGGAAUUUCGCGCGUGGGAGAAAAAAUAAAAAAAAGGGAGGAGGAGCGGCAGGAGGGGGAGCAGGAGGAGCAGCGGGAGGAGGCACUCAUUGGAAGAAGGGCCCAACGAAGAUAGGUCGCGUGGAUAACCUCCUAUUCGACAUGAACCAACUGCUGCACAAAGCGAACGUCCAGUUUGUAAACGAUGAGCAGUAUUUCUGCAAACUCUCCUAUUUGAUUAGCAACGUGCUUAGGAAAUUUCAACCGCAGAAGAACAUCGUGUUCGCGAUCGAUGGCAUUUGCCCUUUUUCGAAACUGAAGUUGCAAAUUAAAAGACGAGCGAAGGGGAAGAACCUCCAGGGUGGAGACAACUCAAAUGACAUCACGUGUGGUAGUCCUUUCAUUCAGAAGGUGUCAUCAUUUCUCCGGAACUUUGUAGCGCAUCUAACGUCCCUAUCCAAGUAUGAGCAUGUGAAAGUGUACGUCUCCACCGAUAAGGAGGUGGGGGAGGGGGAACUUAAGCUGAUGAACUGGAUGCAGAACUACGUAGGGGGGGGAAGCAGUUCUCUUGGUGCCUCCAGAAAAGCGGACGAAUCGUUCGUCAUCGUGGGGGCAGACGCGGACCUCCUCCUGCAGUGCUUGGCUUUGAAGGGCGUGCAAAAUGUGUGUGUGUAUACGUACCAGACGUUCCUCGUGGAUGUGGGCGCGUGGGGGAGGAGGAAGAAGGAGGACCACCUCGCGGGGGAAGGCAGCCAUGUUGGAAGCUCCUCCCCAAAUGGAAAAGCCACACCAAAUGGAGAGUCCCACCAUGGGGGGGGCCCCACCCACAAGUGGAGGAAGAAAAAGAUAAAAGUCCUAUACAAUCUGAACACAUUCACGAACCUCUUUCGGAUGAAGUACCCGAGGGCCAUCGACCAAAUCAGGCGAGACAUGCUCAUCCUGUUUAUCCUAAAAGGGAAUGAUUAUUUGCCGAAAAUAAGGGAGGGAAAUUUUUCCACCUUUUUUGAGGCCUACUUUAACAUGCUGGACGUUGAAAUGGGGAUAGAGGAAUCUGGGAGGAGUCCCUACGGAGGGCUGUUGACAGAGGGGUACGCUCUGAAUGGGCCCCAAUUUGUAAAAUACUUAACCCAUGUGCAUAGGUUGGUCAGUCUGCCAAGGUGCUACCUCCAAAGGUUUAGGGAGCGUACAGAUGGGGGAAGCAAAAUGGACGAAAUAAAAACAGAUGAAGAGGGGAGGGACGUCUGCAAAGCGAACGCGUCGUACCUCCCCCUGUCUCUCCUAAACGAACUGAUCAGCCAACGUAAAAUAAAUAAAAACGAUUUGCACAUUCAGGUGCAGAAGGAGGAGGGCUCCGAUUUGUUCAGGUGCACCCUGACGCAGUGCUACGGAGACGGAAGGACCUCCACUUAUUGUGGUUCCUCCAGGAGGAAGAAGAUUGCCAUGCACCUCGCCUCGCAUGACUAUCUGGAAAGCGAAUUCCCCGCCUGCAUGCGCUUGGUUGAUUCGGGGCUCCUCAGGAAGAUCGUCCAAGGGGGGGAGCAGAGAGGGGUUACCCCAGAUGGCAAUUUUAACGAAGAAAGAGAGUCACCACUAGAAGGGAGAAAUGGAACAGUCCAAGGGGGAGAGCAGAGAGGGGUCACCCCGCAUGGCAAUUUGAAAGACGAAAGAGAGUCCCCACCUGAAAGGGCAAAUGGAACAAUGCAAGGGAAAGCCCAACGUGGAGACGCCCCAUCUGCAAAAGAACCACCGAGCAACCCCCCCGUGGAGGAACAACACAGCAAAACGGAGCUCCGUUUGAAAGCCUUUUACGUGCAGAAUUGUGGAGGGGAAAAAAACUACCAGGAGGAAAUGAGCAGCUGCGAGAACUACCUCCAGGGGGUCCACUGGCUAGUCCAGAUGUACACUCAAACGUGUUGCCUGAAUUUUAACUUCUUCUACAGGUACGCGGCGAGUCCCUCCCUGCUCGGCUUGUACUGCUUCCUCUCCGGGGGGGGCACCCUGGAGGAGCGGCGCACAGAUAGGGAGGCUCAACAGCACUCCGGUAGAGCAGCCAACCAGCUCACCCUCAUCGAAACCUCCAACCGCUCAAACGCAGAGACGGACAUCCUGCAGAAUAUCAACCUGAACGUGUUCAGAAACAACCAGGAGUACCACAGCUUUAUAAAUUUCUGCGUGGGCAGAUACAGGCAGGGGGUGGUGCCAUCGGAGGAACAGGGAGCAAAAGGGGAACCUCCCCGUCAGGCUCCCCAAAAAGGUUACUUCCAAAAUAUAUAUGAUAUCCUUUUUUCUAGAAAUGCAAACGUCGUGAUGAGUAGCAUCCAAAAGUUAAACGAACAGUUGAAAGGCAACCUGCACAGACGGAAACAAAUUGUGAGGUACUACUGGGAUGUUUAUGCGAGUAGGAUGGGCAAAUGCUGCAAGGUGAUUUUCCACAAAGGGAAGAAAAUAUAUGUUGCCAAGCUUGCCCUCUUCCGGAUUGCGUUCCAGAAUGGGGACUUGCGCGAUGGGACAAGUGCAGACGGGGGGGAAGCAACAACACGUGGGGUUAACAUUUCUAAUCGUAUGGGCAGGACUCGCAUCAGCAGCGGGGAGGUUAAAACGGAAGAUCGUUCCUUUCUAUAUGAUGGCGUGAACCAGUCGAGGAAAACACAGAAAAGGGGCUUCUGCACCAGGGCUAUGAGCGCGUACCCAGCUGAGGGAGACCCGUCUGUUAGGGGGACCCCCAGGAAGGUGACACGAGUUAUCCAUGUCAAACGAGCGAGGCGGACGAAUGUUGUUUUUCGUUAG